Messenger RNA from Stereum hirsutum FP-91666 SS1, 822 nucleotides. RefSeq lists its product as uncharacterized. Bases 1 to 822 code for a protein of 273 amino acids. The transcript is spliced from 6 exons. Gene Ontology annotation, molecular function: fatty-acyl-CoA binding. Lineage: Eukaryota; Fungi; Basidiomycota; Agaricomycetes; Russulales; Stereaceae. The record is from RefSeq and is a predicted model, not a curated record.
AUGUCGCCCAUGACCAAGGAGAAAGCCUCCCGAAAGUAUAUCGACUUGAUUAGGCGAGAGUGCUCUAAGUACGCUAACUGGCAGCCUUCAAAGAGGAUCGAGGUUGGCGAUUACGGAACAAUUAACCACGACACAGGCGAACUAGAGAUCGAGGGGAACGUUUACAGAGACUCAUUGUUCGCCGACGUCCUACCAGGUCUGUGUGGCGUCCCGACUUCGCACGAGCCGAUGCACCGCUACGUUGUGACCGCAAAGUCGGUGAAAGGCUACUCGUCUAGAAUCGAGCCCGGGGUAGAUGUCCUCACCUUCGGAGCUGCGUCAAUCAAGGGUGAAUGGGAAUUUGGCAACAAACGCGGUGCUUUGCUCAUGAUGUAUCGGCCUCGUAUCUCGAGCAUGUCGAACCAGCUCAUUCAAGCGCUUUCGAAGACCCCGGAACUAAAGGAGAAGUCGCUUGUCACUGAGACCUUCUGCUGUCCUGCAUAUUCCAUGUAUCUUUCGACCCAACAUAACGACAAACUCAGGCUCGAGCUGCGCGGAAUGAUACCCGCAGGGUCUACAGUAGUCACAGCUGGAGGCGGGGUAGCCAUGGAAUGGUGGUCCGACUACGGUGGAGGAAUGUACCAGGACGCUUGCAACGCCCAGGGGGAGUACUCCUAUGUUCCUCUCUAUCAUCUCAAGAAAAUACGCAGACCUCCAAUUCUCUUCCGUGAGAGUCCUGAGCCAGAGCCCGUCAAGCCUUUGGACCCGUGGAUCAAUCAACCAGCCCCAUGGGACAUCCUAGAUGAAGAAGGAUCUGAGUUCGAGGACAUCGUCUCUGAUUGA